GAGUAAAGCACUUUUUAGCAAUUUUUGGAAGCGUGGUUAGCACGUGUGACUACCUGAAAAAUUCAGUAAAAAAAUGUUGUGAGUGCCCGUUUUGAUCCAAUUAAGUGUCUUAUUCCCACCAGAAUUCAAUAAAAUUCAACAUAUUUUUUGUACUCCGAAAAGUUGGAUUAUUUGAAACAGAGAAAAAUGUCUGGGGGUAAGAAAAAGGGGAAAAAUCCUGCAGCUGUGGACAAUUGGCUGGAUUCAAUCGGACUCUACCGAAAAAAUGUUGCUUAUGAUGAGACCUGCUUAUUUCGGGCUGUUAGUGAACAGCUGUUUCAAUGUCAAAUUUACCACGAAAGAGUCCGCAAAGAAUGUAUAGACUACGGGAGACGACAUCACUAUGACUUUUGGCAUUUGCUCGAGGAUGAAGACGAAUGGUACAAUCAUUUAGAUUUAUUAGAAAAGCAUAUGGUAGUCUGUGGUAGUCUAGAGAUCCAGCUAAUCAGUCACAAGUACAACCGCGAAGUUGUUGUAUACGAUGCUGCACACCAAAAGGUACUCCAAGUUACUCAAAGAGGCUUAGAUGAAAUUCUCAUGCUGUGUCUCAUGAAUGAAGACCAUUAUGAUGUUGUCUAUGAGAAGGAACAUAUACAAAAUGCAGGCUUUUGCCAAUCCAUUGUUUACAGUAUUUUAUAUGAAAAUGUUUUUGAUGUUGUUGAUGUACAAAAAAUUGUGCAUGGUAUGCUGUAUGAGAAAGAAUUUGUGGCUUUAUCAUUUGCCGACAGCAAUGAUAAUUUAGACCCUACAGUGAAAUUAGAGCCAGAAGGUGACAAGAACAAUGCCGUUGUUGUGCCAUCACCAAUGAAUAUAGCUCCUUUUCCGUUCAAGGUAGCUAAAGCUCUUGAUCCCACAAUCUAUAGGAACAUUGAGUAUGAUUCCUGGACUGAAGUUAGGAGAGAACUUCGUCUUGGUGACUGGUAUUACGGAGAUGACAAUUUAAUACUAGGAACACGUUGUAUUCUUAAUCAAGACAACCAAACUUAUGAAUGUUACAUUCAAGAAAUAAUUAAAAAUGAAAAUAAAUGUGUCGUUUAUGUCACAAAAUUGGCCAAAAAGCGAACUGUGAACUACACCGAUUUGUCUCCAGAAAAUGACGCAAAACCAUGGCCUCUGCCAUACAGAUUUACUAAAAACCAGGGCUCGACUCCGCCUCAAGCCGCAACACCGGAUACUAAGCCUCUUAAGUUACCGAAAAGACGUAGAGAUAAACGCAGAGUGAAAAGUCAAAGCGAAUCUCAAGCAUUGGUUUCGUCGGAACAGCUUGCACAAGACAUUGAAGCCUUUAUUGGCGUUCCAUUGCAAAUGCACAAUAAUUCCGAUCAAAAUUACAAUCAACCGGAAAGUCCCCCGCAAAUGUCUAACUCGCAACAUAAUUUACUGGUAACACCGGAGAUCCCAUCGCCGUUGCCUAAGUUUUCCUGGGAAACUCCCUGGAGUAACACCGCUUCUGCAUCGUGCGAAAAAUUCGUGUGGUCGCAACCAGUGACCUCUCCUGCUGUAAAACCGAUGGUAGCAUCGGCUCCAGUCACUCCAAACGUGAUUCCUUAUCAUGAUUCACAAUAUCCAUUUGUCUACAAUUACCCUGCAGACAAUUCAUACAUCUCGUGGAACAACUGUACAACUCCUCCAAACACUCAAUUUCCGGUGGAACCGGAAGAGGAUAUUGAAAGACCCGACAAUUUCCAGGACUACACAGGAAAUUUUGAGCCACAACCUGUUAAAGAGAGACCUCCACUGAUUCUUCCGCCACCAAAUUCUCAAGUUGAGGUGUUUUCACCUGUGAUACCCAUUCCUCCGGGAACUCCGGUGAUCUACGCACAUACUCCAGAUGGAUCGGAAAUGGUAGUACCUGCGCCACCAUUCCAAGUUUAUACUCCUCCAGUAGACGUGCAAUACAUUUCACCAGCACCAUUUUUCUACUCGCCAACGAUUCCAACCACUUGGUAUCCACUAGGAAUCAAUUCUCAGGGAUUUAUUUUCCCAACUCCAGUUAAUCAGAAUUUGCAAAGUAAUUAACAGCGUUUCCAAGAUAUUCUUUAGUAGGAUAACUGUUUAAUUUUUGAAGAGAUUUAUUUUCGUUAUUUUUGUCAGAGUUCAUUAUAGUUUAUCAUGUAUUCAUUUAUUAAUUAAUGCAUUUAAUUAAGUUUGUUUUGUUCUUGUUCAGAAAAAUACAUAUAUUUUUUGAUACUUGUUAUUAGUUGUUAAAUAAUACAUGUGAAAGUGCAAAUACAAAACAUUUAAGUAUU
Molecule: messenger RNA, 2288 nt
Organism: Tribolium madens (black flour beetle)
Lineage: Eukaryota; Metazoa; Arthropoda; Insecta; Coleoptera; Tenebrionidae
Product: putative bifunctional UDP-N-acetylglucosamine transferase and deubiquitinase ALG13
Exons: 8
Coding region: 187-2058 (623 amino acids)
Biological process (GO): protein deubiquitination
Molecular function (GO): cysteine-type deubiquitinase activity
Source: RefSeq, a predicted model, not a curated record